This is a messenger RNA of Cyphellophora europaea CBS 101466, 984 nucleotides long. RefSeq lists its product as uncharacterized. Gene Ontology annotation, molecular function: 4-hydroxy-tetrahydrodipicolinate synthase activity. The record is from RefSeq and is a predicted model, not a curated record. The transcript has a single exon. Bases 1 to 984 code for a protein of 327 amino acids. Lineage: Eukaryota; Fungi; Ascomycota; Eurotiomycetes; Chaetothyriales; Cyphellophoraceae.
AUGGCGACCAACGGUGUCAACGGUCAAAGCCCCGAGCGCAAGCUCGUUCCUGGCAUAAAUGUGCCCAUGGUCGCCUUCUUCGACGACAAUGAGGACGUUGACGUCGCCGCCACCGCGAAGCACGCUGUUCGUAUGGCCAGGGCCGGCUUGGCCGCCAUCACCUGCCAGGGGUCCAACGGCGAAGCGGUGCACUUGACCGCCGAAGAGCGCAAGCAGAUUAUUUCCGCCGCCCGCAAAGCCCUCGAUGAUGCUGGAUUCACAUCCGUUCCUGUCGUCGCCGGCUGCGCCGCACAAUCGACCCGCGAGACCAUCUCGCUCUGCAAGGACGCUAAAGAAGCGGGCGCCGACUACUCUAUGACACUCCCACCCUGCUACUACAAGGCCUCUUACUCGCGGUCAGAUAUUCUCCAAUUCUACAAAGACCUUGCUUCCGCCUCUCCCAUCCCUAUCAUCAUCUACAACUACCCUGGCGCCGUCGCCGGUGUAGACCUCGACUCGGACGCCAUCAUCGAGCUGGCCCAACACCCCAACAUCGUCGGCACCAAGCUGACCUGUGGCAACACCGGCAAGCUAAACCGCAUCGCAAACAGCGUCAAUGCCGCCACGCCCAAAGCAGCUGGCUCAGGAUGGAUGUGCAUGGGCGGCUCUGCCGACUUCACGCUGCAGACCCUCAUCGCAGGAGGUUCGGGCAUCAUCAGCGGCCUCGCCAAUGUCGCACCCAGGGCGUGCGUCAAGGUGUUCGACCUGUAUGCGGAGGGCAAGGUCGAGGAGGCCCAGAAGCUCCAGGCCAUUGUUGCGCGUGGUGACUGGGCUGUCAUUGCGGGCGGCGUGCCGGGCACCAAGAGCGCCAUGAUGGGCCACUACGGCUACGGCGGUUACUCCAGGCGGCCUCUGCCGCGACCCACGAAGGAGGAGGACAACCGGUGGAAGACCAUGACGACGGAGCUGGUGGACCUGGAGAAUUCGUUGCCGGACAAGUACUAG